CAUAUUGUAGACACCUCCAGAAGGACACUGACUCCGUUCCACUCAGCCUCUCAGCCGGUCUCCCUCUUCCUGGUCUCUACCUCCACCCUGUAUGAUCCUGACAAACCGUCUUCUGCCUCCUCCAUCAGGAUGAAGAACCAAAAGAAAAAGAGAGGGUUUAUUUUUCUCUUAGUCUUCUUGGUUACUCUUCCUCCCUCGUUGGGAAGGCAAACGUCAGACUAUGCUCCCUAUUUCUACGACAAAGGACCGAGCAGCACCAAUGGGAAUAUGGCUCUCUUCAGUAUCUCAGAAGACACACCAGUCGGAACACAGGUAUAUAUCCUAAAUGGCACUGACCCAGAGGGGGAUGCCGUGUGGUUUGGCCUGACCUUUGAGAAGGGCACCAGAGAAUACCUGAGAGUGGACCCCAAAUCAGGAAACAUAACUCUCAUUCAGGAACUAGACAGAGAGAAACAAGGUGAAAUCUCAGCUCUCGUUAGCAUAACAGAUGGCCGGAAUAAGGUUGCCGAGACGAUACGGGUGUUUGUCACCGAUGCCAAUGAUGAAGAACCAGAGUUCCAGAACCUGCCUUUCGCCGUAGACGUCCCAGAGGACACUCCAGCUGGAAGCAGCAUUUACAGAGUGCAAGCCGUGGAUAAAGACAUGGGCUCUGGAGGCAGUGUCACCUACUACUUACAGGGAACUCCUACUACCAAGUUCACCAUCGACGGCCACAGUGGGGUCCUGCGGAUCAAACCAGGCGAGACGCUCGACUUUGAGACGACAACGUUACACUUUGUGACGGUGGUUGCCAAGGAUGGGGGCGGGCAGUACAAAGGGAAGCAUCAGGUGUUGACAUCUACAGCCACCAUAACCAUCAACGUCCUUGACGCCCAAGACACUCCUCCAGCCUUCGUUGGAACUCCUUACUUUGGCUACGUCUACGAGGUCUCAGUUCCUGGUUCUGAAAUAGCCACUGUGUUUGCCAAAGAUGGUGACGAAGGAAACCCUAACCCUAUUCAUUACUCUAUUACCAAUGGUAGUGAGGAUGUCUUCACCAUCAAUAGCACAACUGGUUGUAUCAGCCUAACAACUUAUCCAGUCACGCUGAGGAAUGAAUUAUAUGAAAUCAAAGUCAAGGCCACUGAGCUGGGGCCUAGCGAGGAGCUGUUGGACUACAAUGCCAUGACUAUGGUGACGGUUCGAGUGGUGGAUCUCAACAACCACCCUCCUACCUUCUACGGAGAGAAUGGGCCCCAGAGCCAAUUUGAGGUGACCAUGUAUGAGCACCCUCCAGAGGGGGAGAUCCUCAGGGGGCUGAAGAUAACGGUCAACGACUCUGAUCAGGGGGCGAAUGCUAAAUUUAAACUGAGAUUGGUAGGGCCUGGUCGUGUACUCAGAGUGGUGCCACAGACGGUCCUAAAUGAAGCACAGGUCACCGUCAUCAUUGAAGACUCUGCUGCCAUUGACUAUGAAAAAGGCAAAUCCUUAACAUACAAGUUACUGGCUGUGGAGAUUGACACCCCUGAGAGGUUCAGUGCGACGGCUGAUAUUGUGAUUCACCUUUUGGACACCAAUGACAACACUCCCAGGUUCACCUCAGAGUAUUACAUGGCACGUAUCCCGGAGAACUCCCCCGGAGGCUCCAACGUUGUGUCUGUCACCGCCAAUGAUCCAGACUCUGGCCUUUGGGGUGAAGUCAAGUACUCCAUCUAUGGAUCCGGAUCUGAUUUGUUUCUCAUCCACCCGUCCUCAGGCAUCAUCUACACCCAGGCCUGGGCCACUCUGGAUGCUGAGGUCAAGUCCAAGUACAACUUCUACGUGAAGGCAGAGGACACAGAGGGCAAGUACAGCCUGGCAGAGGUGUUUGUCACUGUCCUUGACAUGAACGACCACGUUCCAGAGUUUGAUGACAGCUUUGUGGAGAGGACCAUGAUCAUCGGUGCACCUGUUAGGGUAGAGGCCAUAGAUGCCGAUGCAGAGUCGCCCAAUAACGUGAUUGAGUAUUCCAUUAUGCAAGCUGAGCCGGACAACAUCUUCGACAUCAACGCAGAGACUGGAGAAAUCAAGCUGAAGUCGUACAUCAAGUCCAUGGAGAUUGUGCAGAACAUCACCAAGCAGAAGGACUGCAGGUGGUCUCUGGUGGUCCAAGCCCGGGACCGAGGAUCUCCAUCCUUCAGCACUACCGCCGUGGUCAACAUCGACAUCACUGAGGCGACUCAACUCAAGGGGCCUAUGGCAGCCUUUUUAUUGCAAAGUAGGCACAACCCAAUGAAGGCCCUAGGCAUGGUCGCUGGUGUCAUUAGCAUAUUGGUAGGCGUCACUGUCUUGAUCUCCACGGCUAUGUUCUUGCGCAACACAAAGUCCAACAGGAUAAUGCCGGCGCGUCGCAUCAUCAUCAGACGGAGACCGUCAAGAGACCGUAAGCCGUGGACGUUUAACGUACCAUUCCGUGGCGGCGGUGGAAAUGACCCGUUGAACAAGUUUGUUGUAGGCGACCCGGAAGCAGGGAGUGUCAGCAUCAACCCCAACAAAAACAUCAGACCCAGGUGCUCUAGAUCAAAGCCCAAUCCUCUGCCCCCCAGAGCCCCCUGUCUGUCUCCUCCAUCCUGUCCCCCUCUGUCCUCCGACCCCAGGCCCAGUGAGAGGCCCCGGGCUGCAGUGCCGACCGUCUCUGGGGCCCUGGCUUCAAAGGGCUCCAGAAGAUCCAGCCAGAGCAGAGAGAGCAACAUCAGCUCUGAGACUACUAGAAUCCCCGUCAGCUCAGCCCUGGUCUCUGAACUCAAAAGGAGACUGGAGCAGAAAAUCAUUGAGAGCAACUCAAGCUAUUAUUGAACCUGAUAGGUGUGGUGUGCUGGCGUUCUAACCAAUCUGUCAGUAAAUUGUCUGGACUUGCUGAAUGUCCUCAGUGCUAGGAUUGUAAAACUGCAAUUGUAAAAGAAGGUUGAGGACAGUAGGUAAAUUCCCUUCAAAACUGUAUUUGUUUUCAAAGUAAGUCCUCUGUCAAAGCAAUGUUGCAACACUGUCCUAUUAUUGAACCUACUGAAUCUAACGAGCUCUACACAUUUUCUUCAAGAUGUUAACAUAACGUUGGACACUUGGAUCCAUGGGCCCCGGUCCAGAAUAGUGCAGUUUACAGGGAAUUAGGGUGCCAUUUGAGACACGCACUGUCAUCCAGAAAUAACUAGAGAUGUUUCUGUACUGCCAUCUUGAGACGUGUAAUGGUAUCCUUGUUAGAUACAUCUCUGCAUUGCUGCCAUCUUGAGAUGUGUAAUGGGAUCCUUGUUAGAUACAUCUCUGCAUUUCUGCCAUCCUGAGAUGUGUAAUGGGAUCCUUGUUAGAUAAGUUUGCAUAUCUGCCAUCCUGAGAUGUGUAAUGGUAUCCUUUUGUUAGAUAAGUUUGCAUAUCUGCCAUCCUGAGAUGUGUAAUGGUAUCCUUUUGUUAGAUAAGUUUGCAUAUCUGCCAUCCUGAGAUGUGUAAUGGUAUCCUUUUGUUAGAUAAGUUUGCAUUUCUGCCAUCUUGAGAUGUGUAACAGGAUCCUUGUUAGAUACGUCUCUGCAUUUCUGCCAUCUUGAGAUGUGUAAUGGGAUCCUUGUUAGAUACGUCUCUGCAUUGCUGCCAUCCUGAGAUGUGUAACAGGAUCCUUGUUAGAUACGUCUCUGCAUUGCUGCCAUCCUGAGGGAAACAACAUGUUAACAAGAGUGACUAAGGGAGAAAUACUGGACCAUGUCUGAGGAAAAGACUACUGCAUAUUUCUGUGUUAUAUUCCUGAAACGGUUUAGUUUAAUUUGCUUAAGACCCUGCAAUGUUUUCAAGAAUAGUGCUGAAAUAUAUGAUUAGGAUUGAUAUGUAGCCUAUGUUGCCAGAAUGCAAAAUGGAAUUCAAAUUACGGAAUUAAUUUGGCUAAAAGGACGCCUCAAAAUAGCCUCAAUCAGCCUUGCUACUGUAGCUAGCUAGCUAGCUUGUUUACAAUGAUUUGAUGCAGUCCAGACGGGCACUAGCAGAUGGCAUAAUAGAUAACAUAUGGCAGCAAGGAGUUUGUGUAACUAGUGCCACACGCCGGAGCCCCUAUUCCUCUCUCCACUCACCUCUUCCCCACCUUUCUACUGAUACAAACAAGGUGACUUCAGCGAGCAAGUCUCCAUUGAAGUUUUCCGAAACAACUGUUUUCUUUAAAACACGUAGUAUUUCUACUGUCAUGAUUUUGUUGUAACAGUGAAAACAUUUCAAAUGCCCAUCCCUAAAAAUGUACCAACUUUGACUUGUGCGUCAGAUCGAAGCAGCUAUAUGACACAGCUAUAAAAAAAUAAGAGAUCUUUUUUUGACAGGAUGAAUGCCAUUGCUUAAACACGAGUGCUCAUGGACCUGUGUCUGUGACAUUCUAAUGGUGUUUGUCAUAUUUAGAUAAGUAGAUGUUCAAGGAUUAUGAUGUGCCACUGCCUGCUUUCAAGACAACAAAACCUCUUGCUUGUUUGAAAUCAGUAACUUUUUUUCUUUAUUUCUUUAUUUUGUUUUUUUUUGUUUUGCUGAAAUGCUUUUCUAUUUCAAAAAGGGUCUUCUUUUAAUUUGGGGGGAUUGGUGUUGGAUUACUCACUUAAAUGAAGGAAUCACUUUGUUGUUUCAGUAAAUAUCAAACUGUAUGAACGGAGAUGUUGUAAAUUUGGCCAUAAACUAAAGCAUUAAUUUCCACGCUGUGCAAACUACAUGAAAAUGAAUGGGAUACAUAACGAUACAAUAUAUUCUAUAUAUGUGUGUAUGUAUGUAUAUAUUCAAUAAUAAUAAUGUAUGUGGUGUAACACUUGCCUGUUUCUUGAAGUGAAAUCUUUAUUGUCUUUAUUUUUUCGUUUUGAAUAAAUGUAUGAAAAAUAAU
This is a messenger RNA of Oncorhynchus tshawytscha (Chinook salmon), 4849 nucleotides long. Its product is annotated as cadherin-related family member 1-like. The transcript has 18 exons. Gene Ontology annotation, cellular component: catenin complex; plasma membrane. Bases 130 to 2814 code for a protein of 894 amino acids. The record is from RefSeq and is a predicted model, not a curated record. Gene Ontology annotation, biological process: homophilic cell-cell adhesion. Gene Ontology annotation, molecular function: cadherin binding; calcium ion binding. NCBI's taxonomy places the organism in Eukaryota, Metazoa, Chordata, Actinopteri, Salmoniformes, Salmonidae.